Frankliniella occidentalis (western flower thrips) is the source of this 3251-nucleotide messenger RNA. Its product is annotated as serine proteinase stubble-like. The coding region runs from base 64 to 2370 and encodes 768 amino acids. The transcript is spliced from 9 exons. The record is from RefSeq and is a predicted model, not a curated record. NCBI's taxonomy places the organism in Eukaryota, Metazoa, Arthropoda, Insecta, Thysanoptera, Thripidae. Gene Ontology annotation, molecular function: serine-type endopeptidase activity. Gene Ontology annotation, biological process: proteolysis.
AGCGGGAACACGACGUCGUAGACCGGACCCAGAGAGAAGCGGAGCGGAGCAGAGCAGGCCACCAUGAUGGCACACACGCCUUUGCGGAACGUCAAUGAUAUGGUGCUGGCGCUGUUGCUGCUGCUGGCCGGGGUCGGUCCCGGGGGCCGCGGCGGCGGGGGUCCCGGUGCCGUGGCGCAGCUGGCCGCCAAGCCCACGCGCGGCCCGCACCCCAGCUCGCCGUGCCCGAGCGUCUUCAGCUACGAGGGCCGCGAGCCGGAGAAGAACCGCUGGUACGGCGUCAUUCUGGUGACCACGGACGACACCCUGGACGGCCUCCGACUCAACGUCCGCCUCACACAUCGCGCCCAGAUCCUCGGAAACUUUCUUGGCGACGUGACCACGUCGGACAACGUCGAGUUCACGAUCCUCGCUCUCAAGACGAGACUGACGCCCGGGCCGCCGCUCCCCGUCAGGAUCUUCGCUGCGUUUGGCGACCGUGACAACAUCCCAUACAUCGCCAACAUCAAGCUCAACGGCAGGUCCAUCUGCGGCAGCAGCAACCCCGACCUCGAGCAGGACACUGCGUCCCGACCUUUCACCACGCCGGUGACACCGCCCAGGUCAGUCACGACCAGCAUCAGCCGGCCACCGGGAAUCGGGGGUGCUGGGGGCGGCGCGGCCGCGAGCAACAGUGGGGGCGGUGGCGGCGGAGGUGGCGGCGGUGGCGGCGGGGGCAGCGGGGGCAGUGCGGGCAGCAUCGCCGCCGCACAGCAGCAGCUGGACCAGGAUGAGCCGAGGCCCAGCGCCACGCCCCCGGCCCCAGCACCCCCCACCCAACCGCCCCCCAGAACCGCCGCCGCGCGGCCCACGCAGCCGCCCCCCAGGCCCACCACCACCACCACGACCCCCAAGCCCAGCCCCGCGUACGAGCCGCCGCCGGGCGCCAACCCCGACAACUACUACUCGUCCAGCGGCGCCAACUCGGUGGCCAGUAACGAGCCCACACUGUACCAGCGGCCCGCCGAGGACGCCUACCAGCCCGUCAACAACUACACGGAGGAGCGCGGCGGUUACCAGCACUCGCGGCCGGCCCGGCCCCCCAUGGAGGACUCGUACCAGCCACAGCCCAACCAGACGGAGCCCGAGCGGGGCAUGUACCGGCCGCCCGUGGACGCCGAGCGCGACAGGAACAUCUACCGGCCCGCGCCCGCGCCCGCGCCCGAGCCGGACAGGGGCGUCUACCGGCCGCCCAGCACCACGGAGCGGCCCGCGCCCGUCUACACUUCCAAGUACAACCCCAGCGCGGACCGAGACUCGUACCAGCCGCCCCGGACCACCGCGGCGCCGCCGCGGCCCGCUCGCCCGGGUGCGACGCGCAGGCCGACGCCGCCGCCACCCGUGGACAUGACGCCCGUGCCGCAGCCCUGGCCGACGUCCAACUACGACGACCCGGUGCGCGGCCGGCCCGCCGCCCCCGAGCCGGCCGCCAGGCCGCGACCCACGCGCUCCACCUGCGGCACCAUCGCGCCGCCCGCCACCCCGCUCAUCAUCAACGGCGAGACCUCCAUCCCGGGCAAGUGGCCGUGGCACGUGGCGCUCUACAAGCCGCACGGCCGCGACUGGAAGUACCAGUGCGGCGGCUCGCUCAUCAGCCCCACCGUCGUGGUCACGGCCGCGCACUGCGUCACCACCACCGUGGGCCGGCCCGUCGGGCCCGAGUCGCUGCUCGUGUUCCUCGGCAAGCACGCCCUGCGCACCACCUCCGAGGACGGCGUCCAGGACAAGCACGUCUACUUCAUCCACGUGCACCCGGGCUACAACUACACCAACUACCGCAACGACAUCGCCGUGCUCAUCCUGUCCAGCCCGGCGGCCAUCACGGCGGCCGUGCGCCCCGUCUGCCUCUGGGACAAGGACCACACCGAGCUGUCGCACGUCGAGGGCAAGUUCGGCACGGUGGUCGGUUGGCGAACGGAUCUUGCCCAGCCAGACACCGAUAGCGACAAGGUGGUGGGCUGGGGCAUCGAGACGGACGGCCUGCUCACGGAGGAGCUGCACCAGGCCCUGAUGCCGGUCGUCUCGCCGGCCAUCUGCGUCUACAGCUACCCGUCCUUCUUCGGCGUGUACACCAACAACAAGACGUACUGCGCGGGCUACUCGCCCGACCAGCCGGCCGCCGGCACGAGCGUCUGCAACGGCGACAGCGGCGGCGGCAUGUUCUUCAAGCGCGACGAGGAGGCGCCCGACGACGAGGCCGUGUGGCAGCUGCGCGGCCUCGUCAGCCUGUCGGUGCGCACCAAGCAGGACCGCUGCGACCCCAGCCACUUCGUCGUGUUCACGGACGUGGCCAUGUAUGUCGACUGGCUCGAGAGCUUCCUCGCGCCCUGAGGCUCUACGUAGGACGACGACGACGACGUCGAUACCGAAAUUACACAUAGAUUUUCGUGGCAAAAUACUAUGCUCCCGUCGACGUCGAUUCGACGUCCGAUGAAAUUUGUGAUUGUUGGAGGAGGCGAGCUCAGCGUUUCGGGGGGACGUCCUGUUCAACUAUCAACCUCGCAAGUAUGGUCGUUGUGCGCGUGGAAAGAGAAGAGACGUGAGAGAGACUCGUUGUUGGGGACGGUGCCGCCGUGACGACGACGUCUCGACCGUCACGCUGUAUCGUCAUCGCCCCCGCGUUCCAGUGCGUUUGCUAACGUUGUUAUUUAUUUAUUACCGCGACUGUCACUUGUUAGUUAUUUUGUGUAUAAUGCGUGAUGCGCUCGCGCCGUCAUUGCUGUUUUUUGUUGUUUCAUAUGCUCGGGCGGGUGCGCAACCCGUCCCGCCAAACGAUCUCGCUGCGCCCGUGGAAAACGGGGCAACCGAGAAAAGUCUGAUGAAAUACUCAAGUGAAAUUUCGUUAUGUUAGAUAUUUUAUUUAAAAUGAUUUUAAGUUAUAUAGGGGAAACCCCAAACAAACUGUAAACGAUAAAUUCGUGUGUGACUGUGUAUUUAUGCGUGAAUGAGACUUGUUGGGUGAGGUGCAAACAUUUAUAUGCUAUUGUGAUUCCUAAGGCAGACAAGUACAAUACUUAGUACUUUGUCUCCUAACUAUCUGUUAUUGUUUAAACUGAAAACUGCAACCUGUGGACUGUUUAAGAUGUGAUUUUAUUUAGCAAACAUUAUUUUUCUAUUUAAUAUACCAUCACAACUAUUUUUAUUACUUGUAGACAAGCCAUACGUGUUACGAUUUGUACAUAUAGGAUUAAUUAAAGUUAAGCCAUAUUUUU